Messenger RNA from Sclerotinia borealis F-4128, 717 nucleotides. The record is from the annotation of a GenBank genome assembly. Lineage: Eukaryota; Fungi; Ascomycota; Leotiomycetes; Helotiales; Sclerotiniaceae.
AUGUCCACCCCUCACAUCUGCCGCCUCAGCAGAUCCAAAUUCAAAUCCCAACCCACCAAUUUCUUCACCUCAAUACCAGCUCCCCAAUCGAGCCGGUCCCGAACCCUCAAACCUCUCAUUCCGCAGCGAUUCUUCUCCUCAUCUUGCCCCCUCACUUCUCACCCCCCAAAACCCUCUCACACGCCCAUCUCCGCCACCUCCUUCUCAUCCUCUCGCUCUCGUCUCCAAGCACGCCUCCUAACCCUGCAAUCCCGAAUUCCGAAAUUUCUCCACCCAUACACUGCACCCCUCCUUACGGCGCCAAAAACAUAUAUAAUAUCUUUCCUGGUUCUUCACGAGAUUACUGCUCUGGUGCCGCUAAUUUUGCUGGCGGGAGGCUUUCAUUAUACGGGAUGCUUACCUUCUGAUUUGAUACCAGAGGGGAAGUUGGAGGCUACGAGGGAGAGGUUUGAGAGAUGGUUUGGGAAGAAGGGGUGGUUUGGUUAUGAGGGUGCUACUGGUAGUGCAGAUGCAUUGGGAAAUGAUGGACAAACGAUUAUGAAAGCAGGGGAAAACAAUACUAGUGGGAAGAGAAUAGUUCUGGAAGUUGCGACGGCGUAUGUCGUUACGAAGAUAUUAUUGCCGAUUAGGAUACUUGUUUGUGUUUGGGGCACGCCGUGGUUUGCGGGGAUUAUGGGGAGGAUUGGGAGAUUAGGGAGGGGAGGGGGAGUGAAGUAA